Molecule: messenger RNA, 698 nt
Organism: Nicotiana tabacum (common tobacco)
Lineage: Eukaryota; Viridiplantae; Streptophyta; Magnoliopsida; Solanales; Solanaceae
Biological process (GO): photosynthesis
Cellular component (GO): photosystem I
Source: RefSeq, a predicted model, not a curated record
AUUUUAGCUUCUAUACCAACCUUUGAAAUGGAGAAAUAACAAGUAAAUUACUUGUCUUCUCUAUGGCCUUAACUGCUGGAAGUAGUGCUUAUUCUCUAUCAAGAUUUUAUGUGCAAGCAGCUGACACCAAAGAAAUUAAAGUGACAACAAAAAAAGAGACAUGGCAUGGAAGAAGAGAGCUUCUAUUUUCAACAGUUAUUGCAGCUGUCCAAGUUAAUGAUUCUAAAACUGAGCUUCUCAAAAGAUAUCUCAAGAAGUCAGAAGAGAACAAAGCCAAGAAUGAUAAGGAGAGAUUGGACAGUUACUAUAAGCGCAACUAUGGAGACUAUUUUGGCUUUCUAGAAGGUGACCUGAAGCAAAGGAAAGAGCAACUCACUGAAUCAGAGCAAGGCAUUCUUAAGUGGCUUGAAAGCAACAAAUGAGUAUCUCUCAAACUGGUUGUGAAGGCAUAUAUAAGCCAAAUCAUAGAAAGUUUUUGGUGUAGUAAUUGUAUAAACUGGAUACUAUAUUAGCAUCAAAUUCUUCCUCUCACAAGCCUAUCAAACUACUUUGGGACUAUUUGUGUAAAGUUCUCUGUGCUACAUUGGCAUUUCAGGGCUGUAAUAGUUCCAUUUCGGACAAGUUCAGGGGUUUAACAGGUCCCUUCAAAGUACAAGCGUGUGACUGGUAAUUCGAGACAGAUUCCGGGGUUUUCUUAA